CACACACAUUUUUUUAGAAAAUCAAUAGCUAAUGUUUUGACGCAUGCUUGCGUACAAACAUUGGUGUACAUUUUCGCAGUCUUCCUGAUAACACUCGCUGCCUCCUUUCUCUCUCUGCUUCUUUCUUUUCCCCUUUUCUGUCUCGCGUACGCGUUUCUCUGACUCACUCAGUCCCUCCCUGUCUCUCCUUUCUGAUUCCACGGCACACACAUAUGUUGUCAAAAUUGGUUUUUUUGCCUAUUACUUUUUGAAAUGUGUACCUCUUUUGUGAGUUCUUAGCAAGAAAACGGAAAUAUAUACAUAUAUUCAUACAGACAUAUACUUAUCUAUAAAAGCACACACACAACACACACAAACAUACGUAAUACUAUAUAUAUAUAUAUAUAUAUAUAUGGUACAGGAGCUAUAUACAAAGAUGCUUACUUAAGAUGUGAAUACGGUAUUGGGUAUCAAUAAUCCAGGUCACUUAUAAAACUGGACUGAUACCCUGAAUUAAUCAUGGGAACGUGUUACUCUAAGUCAGGUCAUGAUGCGGCUGAGAGUAACACGAGGAGUCCGCCAAUUCCUAAAGAUUCUGCUGGAGGGCGCCACCAACCAAAUGGAUCACUAUACGUGUAUAAACCUGUCAAAGAUCAGAGUGGGCAACCGGCCUCAGCGUCUCAGUCAAGUGCUGUAAGUGGACAAGAGAAAGGAGAGGAAGUCAAGAUCAAUACAAUUGACAGUGGUAUUGAAAGUCUAAUAUCUUCACAGUGUAACAAAGAGACUAAAGAGCUUGCUGAAAACAGUGAGUUACGGGAAGCAACAGACACAUUCGAACUCAUCGACAAUGGACCAUGUGCUUGUGGAGAGAACUGUGAAAUAAAUGGUCAUUGCAAGUUUGAAUACUUGACCAAACUACCUGAGAGUAAUGUUGAUUGGACAUCAGCAUCAAGAUCUUCUGCUGCAAAACUACCACCACAGCCUAGGAGACCUUAUGAAACUAGCGUUAUUCACCGUAAACCAAAAUGCAAAGGACGUAUUGAGAGGAAGUCUAGCAGGCUUUCCUGGAAGUCUACUGACAGUCUGGACUGGACACGAACUAUGGUCACCAGCAUGGAUCGUGCAACAAGUCAAGUUUCUGAUAUUUUUGUUGAUGAUGUCAGUCUUCAUGCUCCACUAGCACAUUUUGACUCUAUAGAGUUUUCUGGUGAAGAUAGAGAUGGAGAUUCCGUAAGCAUCUCAAAAUAUGGUCCAAAAUCUACGACUGCUGCCAAUGACAGUAACGUAGAUAUUUCUAGUACAAACUGUAGCAGUUCUGUGUUGCCAGGCAACCAGAGAUGCAUGAGUGUAUGUGAAAAGAACAUUGAAAAUAAGGACAGAUUCAGUGUUCAGUCUACAGACAAUAUCUUGUUAGCAACAAGAGAGAGCAAGCUUCAGGAUCUCGUGAAGAAACAGCUUUCUAACCAAUCACUUUUAGGAUCAAGGGAAGGUGACAGUUCAAGCACAGCUGGAUCACUUCUGUGUCUGCCUGCUAACUCUGAGGUGACAUCAUUUGUUGUUGAUGGCAAAGAGGUAGUGCUCAUUGAUGCUGAUACAUUCUCACAAGUUAUGGAUGAAAUUGCAUUGCUCAAAAUGAAACUGGGACAGUUGACGAGUGUCAUUCAGCACAUCCCAUUUCCUUCUGUGAAUAUUGAUGUCUUACGUAGGCGCAAGACGGAGUCAUUGAGCUAUUGCAACCGAGGUUGUGUUCACAGCGCCAUUUGGCCAUCUGGGACAAUGGAUACAAAUUAUUCAUAUGAAAGAGGCAGUUUGUCUGGAGUUCCAGCAUUGAUGAACAGUGACGACCAACUGCUUACUGUGUCUCCUCCGAGUGAGCGUCUGUCCACUGCAAGCUUUGAUAUGGCCCCUUACUCACCAGAAAUGUCACACAUCAAAGAUUGCCCAACAGAGAUUCCAGAACCAGCUCCACCAGAAACGCCAGCAGGAGAAUUUUCUCCUACCACUAUCAGUAGCAACACAGUGACAGAAAGCACAACAGUGGCAGAUUCAUUACACGCUGCUUCCAGUUCAAGUCAGGAAACCAAAACGACCAACACAUGACCACUAUCAAGCUUUCUUCUCUUUAGUGACGAGUCAGUGAAGGGAAUACAAAGUCAGUUAUGACCAGCAGAAAACAUACAGCGUUAUCACAACAUAAUUGGUACUUCUCCCUGUAUUUCUCUGCAGGGGGUUUCAUGUUCAUGUAAAAACUGCAGUUAAGUUUGUAUGAAUUUCAUCAAUUGUUCAUGUCUUCCUUCUUGUACUGUAUUCUCUUAAAAAACUCCUUCAAUGUUGUCCCCUGUAAUCUGCCUAAUGUAAUCAGUUAGCCCUUCCCCCAACUCCUUGAUAAUUAAUUAAUCAAUUUAUUAACUUAACUUAACUACCUUUAUCUAUUGACUUCUUUCAAAUAUUUAUAUUCUUACUUUUCCUUCUCUCACAUAUGAUCCAGGAUUUUUGAGACUUACCAAAAUGUUUUUUUGUUUUUUUUUUUGACAUACUCAUUAGUAAAUAUAUAAAACCUCACACAAAUACACACACAUGUGCAUGCACAGUGUGAAAACUUACGUUUAAAAUAAAACAAAAAAUGCAAAGAACCCGACCCAACUUGACAUCAGCAGCAACAACAACAACAAAAUCAAAGAACAAAACAUUUGAAUGAAUGAAUAAAAUAGAUCUCAUCCAUGUGUUGUUAGAAAUGCUAGAAAUUGUACAGAGAGCCUUCCUUUCUCAAAAUGAUAAAAAAAA
Messenger RNA from Octopus sinensis (East Asian common octopus), 2763 nucleotides. RefSeq lists its product as uncharacterized. NCBI's taxonomy places the organism in Eukaryota, Metazoa, Mollusca, Cephalopoda, Octopoda, Octopodidae. Bases 499 to 2079 code for a protein of 526 amino acids. The transcript has 8 exons. The record is from RefSeq and is a predicted model, not a curated record.